Penicillium coprophilum is the source of this 3030-nucleotide messenger RNA. RefSeq lists its product as uncharacterized. The transcript has 3 exons. The record is from RefSeq and is a predicted model, not a curated record. NCBI's taxonomy places the organism in Eukaryota, Fungi, Ascomycota, Eurotiomycetes, Eurotiales, Aspergillaceae. Bases 1 to 3030 code for a protein of 1009 amino acids.
AUGGUAUUUCUCCGACUUACAGUCAAAGUCUUCCCGCGGGAGCAGCUGAGCUCGAGCUCCAGCUCCAGCUGGGGUAGAACCCUCCUCGGCGCACGAAAGUCUACAAACGACGACUCCAGCCAGGGAUCUGGUGUCUCAACAACAUUGAAGAAGCCCGGUGUCUUUUUGCUUGUCCUCGAACAUCCAGAAGAGGUUUCGCUCGGUGGGCUCGCGGGAAUGAUCCAAGAACAUUGGGGAAAGCUUCAUCCAGAGCUGGAACCGCUUUCGAUCAAGAAAAUCCUCGACGAUACGAAGGAGGAUAUCGAUCUUUACCCUGAUUUGACCGUUGCUGAUGUCUGGGUUGACUAUGGAAAAGCUCGCGCUGAUGGCCUUGACCAGCGCGGCUCCGUUCGCGUUCUCCAAAAGCCUACCUCAACUGCCCCGGAGCGAUUCCCCUCUGUCGAACAGGAUUGGGAUGCUGCUAUUGUUUCUUACGAGCGCAAGCGUGCCAUGAAGGAUAAAAAGGAAGCCAUGGAGAGCCAAAUACCUGCCAUUCAGGAAGAAGACGAAGAGAGUAGCGCCGAAUCACGGCGUACUCACUCUCGGUCCUUGUCUCAAUCUCGCAUCGAUUGGGAACAUUCGCCUCAAUCGCCUCAACAUACCAACAAUGGGUCUCGUACGUCAACCAAGAAGUCAGUUGAGCACCGCCAUCGCGAUUUACCUGUUUCUUCUGUUGAAAUUCGCAGUCCCGUCACCACUCCCCCACCAGCAAAAUCCAACGGUCUUACAAUCGCUGGUACGCCGCCUCCCAGGCGUGAGAGCGAGGAGCUCGGCGAGUCUCCAUCGCCAGCCGAGCGACGAACUUCCAGUGCAGGGUCCCAACAUACAGCUGCAUCUUUAGUUACCAGGUCCCCGGAACCGCAGUCUAAGCCGCAAAAGCUCGUCAAGUUACCAAAUGCGAGCAGAAUAGUUAAGCGGACAAUUACGCAAAUGCCUGACGACGCAGAAUCCCCACCUCUGUCGUCUGCGCUUAAUGAUACCACUACCCAAGAACAAACUCAAUCUACCGAGGAGGCUACCGCGAGUUCGAGUGACAGUGAAUCAGAGUCUGCUCCGCAACAUAUCGUGGAAAACCCACUCAAGGCGGGCAUGACCGGUACAUUCAACCGUCAGGGGCAUGCGGAUGUAGUAGCUAAGAAAAAAGCCAUCCGAAGCGGUGAUCGGGACCCCCGUGAGGAGUCGAGCGAAGAGGAUAGCGACAGCGAGGAUAACAGAGUUGAAGCGGAGAAAAAGACGAAGACUACUGAGCAGGAUCAACUAGAAACGGAAGACCAGACUGGUUCUGACGACUCUGAAUCAGCCUCUGAAUCCGAAUCCGAAUCUGAAUUCGACUCGGACGCCAGCGAAGAGAAUGGACCCAAGGAUGAGCCUAUUACGCCCCGGAUUGAUCACUCGAUCCCCAUUAUUGAGGAUGGGGGUGUCAUUGAUGCAGAUGGUGAUCUACAGAUGGAAGAGCCCGUUGUGACUAGGAGCUCUCGGUCCUCAAAUCAGUUGGAUUUCUCGAUCUCGAAAACCAGCGGUACAACCCAUGAUACCGGAUCUCGCAAGCGGAAGCAGGCCUCCGAAGAACAUAUAUCGGUUAAAGCAGCUCGCCAAGGACAGACUCAUCCCUCGACCCGACCCCCAUCUACCCCUCCCCGUUCUGUGCCUGCGGUCAUUGUGCACUCUCAACCGGCUCGGCAGACCGAGUCGAAAUCGCCGGCUGCGCAAAUGAGCCCAGUGCGCACACGAAACCGUGCGCCUCCUUUCUCGAGUCCGGCUCGACAAGCCAGUGUCCGAGAGGAGAACAAAACGCCCCCCAAAACCUUUCAGUCUGGAAUUGGGUUGGGUAUCACACAGAGCCCUUCUAGCCAUCAACCUGUCAUCGUGGAUCUUUCACAGGAAUCCAACGCAAUCUCCACCCAGGAUUCUUUUGGCGGACCACUUUUCCCAAGUAGCAACGUGACUGCUAGUGAUGUGCCUUCUUUCACUCCUGUUAACAAGCAUACUCCUGCGAUUGACAAAACGAAAAAUCUCCAUUCCGUUCUCCGUGGCAAGGAUUCCCCGGCAACGGAAAGGCGAUCCGUGUCUUUCGCCGAGGGAGAGAACCUUGCUUCUAGCUUCGAUUCUGCCCCACGCUCCACUCCGCGCAACACUUCGAUUAGUUCCAAAUCUGCUCCCGCCGCCAACACCAAAGGGACGCCUCUUAGCGCAACCUCACGAAAUGCCAAGUCCAAGGCUAGGUCUGCUCAGCAGACGCCUACCUCCGCUGUCAAAUCUACCCUACAGACGUCUCCGGCCACCACGUCUAGCAAAGCCACGCCUAAAGCCAAGGUCAAUAAACCCACGCCAAAGUCCACUUCUAACCAUGCUCAGGCAACACCAUCCAGCGGAGACGUGGUCUACCCACCUGGCUUUGACGUUCAGCUGUUGACACAGCAAGUUGAGAACGAACAGAAGAUCAAGGCACAGUCAAAGUCGGACGAGAAAUCGCUGAGGGAGAAGGAAACAGCGGAGAGAAAAGAAAUUGAGCGCAAGCUUCCAGAAAGCUAUGAUCCCCAGCUUACGAUCAUUCUGACCGAGAUGCAAAAUAUCUUGCACAGACUGGCGGACACCAAGCUGGGAUUGGUCAAGCGAAAACCGCUCCGCGCCAAGCUCGACACCUUGCGAGAGGACUUGAAAGUGUGCGAACAGAGAUUGGAGGCAAAACGGUCCACCCCUCGACAAGCUGUCGUAACAAAAUCAAAGCUAACCCUCAAGGAGAUGCUGAGCAGCCAAAAGCAGGAAAUUGCUGCCAAGCUACGACCCAAGACCAAGUCCGCCCCACCUCCCCGUAGUGAUGUGUACGAAGUGCCCAGCUCCGGCGAGUCUGAGUCUGAGUCUGAGUCCGAGUCUGAGUCUGAGUCCGAGUCCGAGUCCAGUGACGAUGACAGUGACAGCGACUCGGGCGAUAUUAUGCCCGAUGGUCAGUCACUCAAACUGCAGAAGCCUCGAUCUAAGUUGUCCAAUUAA